AUGGUCCGCUAUUUUUGGCUUCCAGCUCGCGUCCUGCCACUUCUGGUUCUGCUGCUGCUGUUGGCCACCGGCUACGCACAGCCUCCACAGAGCCUUAACUACCCGAACGUGAUCACAUUCGGUGCGUACUCGGGCAGCAUCUGUUACUCGAACAGUGUCAACGUGAAGAGCAUCAUUCCCGUGACCACUCGGACGUUCUCCUUCACACCAGCAACCGCUCUCCAGUACGUCAUUUGUUACAACAACCUGCCGCUGCACCCGUUCGAAGUGUCGUUGGUUGGCGGCGGAAUCGGAGCGACAACGCUGACGAGCAUCGUGGUGACGUCAGCCUCCGGAAAACUCUACGUUACCUGCAAUGCGUACUGCACGUAA
Messenger RNA from Anopheles bellator, 372 nucleotides. RefSeq lists its product as uncharacterized. The coding region runs from base 1 to 372 and encodes 123 amino acids. The transcript has 2 exons. The record is from RefSeq and is a predicted model, not a curated record. NCBI's taxonomy places the organism in Eukaryota, Metazoa, Arthropoda, Insecta, Diptera, Culicidae.